AUGAACAAACUCCCACAAGAGCUCAUCGAAAGAAUCUCUAGCUUUCUACCUAGAGAGGACUUGCGCAGUGUUCUUACCCUACAUAGCAAAUUUCGCUUUGCAGCAGAAAGGCACUCCGGGGCUUUUGCAGAAUUCACAGUCACUGAAAACAACUCAGCCGACUUCCUCACGCGCUUCUCCGGUCAUCGCCUCCUCUAUCUGAGAGAGGUAACGUUCCGACCAGAUGUCUCGGCAACGUACGACUUAAAGGGUAACGAGGUUGAUGACGACGGCAGCGAUGACGAUGGUGAUGAUGACGACGUUGACGAAGAUGACGAUCGAGUAUUUUGCCGAGAGAGUGCUGACGAGGUGCGAGAGAGAGACGAGUCAUUCACCCGCCAGAUGCAAUUUCUGUUCGACAUCCUUCAACGAGUCGAGAAGCAGGCCGGAAAAUACCACGCUCCGGGCAGGUAUCGACUCACGAUCUACAACCCGAUAAGAAGAACGGAAAACGAAGAUGCAUGCCCCCAUCGCUAUAUGACCAGCUGGCGCGUCCGGCUACUAGCAAAGGACUUACCUCCCAUCGCGUCCAUCCGAUCGUUCAGAAUCGUUAGUAACGACAGGAAAGGGUACGAGUACGAGUACCCUCCCUGGGACCAAUAUGCAUAUACGUAUUGCCUUCGAUACAAUUAUUCCGAGAUGCAGGAAUCGAAGCUCGACCUGCAGGUUCUCAUCGACCUAGCGACCAGCACGCCCAAUCUAGAAUAUCUGGGUACCCGAACCGGAGGGUACGAAUGGUGCGAAUCCCUGGAUGAAGAGGAAGAUCCGUGUAGUGGACACUACGAGCACGACUGGGCAGGACCGCGACGAGAUGCUCGACAUGAUUUCGCUGCCGCAGUUACCAGCUGUGUCGACAAGCUACCCAAAACGUUGAGGCGAGCUACGCUCGACUUUUUAUACCCCUUAAGUCGGGUGAUUGACUAUGAUCACGGAACGCUUUUCCCAGAUCUUGUAGGUAGCAACCUUACUCACGAUCCUUUCUCGACGAGCCUCAGUAUCUUGUGCAACAACCUUCGCCACCUGCAACUACGGGCCAUGAUUGACGAGAGCAUCUUCCCCGCACUAUCGCCACAAAAUCCUGCAACAUCACACACUCCCUGGCCACACCUUGAACUACUUGAUCUCAUGUUUCACAACGCCCGUCCCGAUGGCACAUGGUAUUUCCAAGGCACUGAUGGCCGAGGCGACGUUGCACGCGGUCUCCCUAUCACAGACGCUUCCUACCCACCCUAUAGUCGCACGCAGUUCGAUGAGGACAUGGACGAAUAUUAUGUCGAUAACAUCCGGGGUGGAAGACAGACACGUGGUAAGGAUAAUUACGAGUUCCGGAUUGCUCCUCAUGCCAAUCUCAUCUUACUGCUCGAACGCUUUGCAAGAGCAGCGAUACAAAUGCCGGCGCUCAAGGAAGCAGUGAUAUGGUCGCCCAUAAAGGGGCAAAAUGUGCACCUCGAGCGGCCGAUGGGCAGUAAUCGUGAUCUAGAUGCGAUAUGGGGAAUUGACUACACUGAACCAGACCGCUCUCAAGAGUUCAGAUCCACUCGUCAAUUAGAUUGGUCAGUAGGGAAGUGGCGCCCUGAGAAGGAACUGCAUAGCCUCUUCCAGGAAAUCGGACGCACGAAACAUGGAGAUGAAGUCACGGAGCGCUGGUCCAAGGAUUACAGUUGGGAUGAAGUGUGGUCUUUGUAUGCAACGGAAGGCGACGCGAAGAGACGCUUUCGCAAUUACGGGAAAUGCGUUUAA
Molecule: messenger RNA, 1779 nt
Organism: Alternaria arbusti
Lineage: Eukaryota; Fungi; Ascomycota; Dothideomycetes; Pleosporales; Pleosporaceae
Exons: 2
Coding region: 1-1779 (592 amino acids)
Molecular function (GO): protein binding
Source: RefSeq, a predicted model, not a curated record